UCACCUGUGCAGGUGAGCAGACUGUGUGUUUGUGUGUGUGGGAUGAAAACAGACCGACCCGACAGCUUCAAACUGCACUGACUGAAGCAGUCCCAGGAUGGGAGACGGUAUGAAGACUCAGCUGGUGAGCGCCAUCCAGCUUCAGGAUCUGGAACUGCAAGACAAACCUGCAGCCGACCAGCAGGACAGCGGAAAGAACAACAAAGAAGAACAAACCUUCACGGUGGAAGAAGCUGUGGAGACGAUUGGAUUCGGACGUUUUCACAUACUGCUCUUUUUCAUCAUGGGAAGCUCUAACAUCGUGGAGGCGAUGGAGAUCAUGCUCUUGGCGGUGGUUUCUCCAGAGAUCCGGUGCGAGUGGCGUCUGCAGGACUGGCAGGUCGCGCUGGUUUCCACUGUGGUGUUUCUGGGCUUCAUGCUCUGCGGGGCUCUGGGAGGAUAUGUAGCCGACAGAUACGGACGCUGGAAGGUGGUGUUCGGAGGCUUCGUGUGGAGCUCGUACUUCUCUCUGCUCACCUCCUUCGCACCGUCCUACGGGUGGUUCAUCUUCCUGCGCAGCAUGGUGGGCUGCGGCGUGGCGGGCGUGUCUCAGGGGUUCGUGUUGAAGACGGAGUUCAUCCCCGCCAAACAUCGGGCCGUCCUGCUGCCUCUGGCCAGCGUCUUCUGGAUGAUCGGCUCCAUGCUGAUCAUCAUUCUGGGGAUGCUGGUGGUUCCCACUCUGGGCUGGAGGUGGAUGAUCCGCUUCUCCGUCACACCCAGCAUCAUCCUCAUCUUCCUCUUCAAGUACGUUCCUGAAUCCGCUCGGUACAACGUGUCGGCGGGAAACGUGGACGCCGCCAUGAAGACCCUGCAGUGGAUCGCCGACAUGAACCGGUCCUCGCUUCCUCCUGGACGGCUGGUGGAGCCCGUCGAGAGAGAAAGAGGCAACUGGAGGAUUCUGCUCAGUCCCUCUUUGAGGAGGACGUCCUUACUGCUGUGGUACACCUGGUUCGUGGCGUCCUUCUCGUACUACGGUUCCGUGCUGAGCAGCUCAGAGCUGCUGGAGAAGAACUUGUUGUGUAUUACGAAUCCCGACCCAGACCAUGAGAUCAAACACCGCCUAGAGGACGGACUGUGUUACUGCAUCCCGUUAGCGCUCAGCGACUACCAGACGCUGCUGAUCAGCUGCCUGGGGGAAGUCGCUCUGAUUCCUUUGAACAUCGGUCUGCUCAACAUUUUCGGACGUCGGAUGUCUCUAACAGUCCUGCAGGCGAUGUCGGCUGUUUUUUUCUUGUUGAUCAACAUCUGUACCACCAUGUUUGGAUUCACGGUGCUGCUGUUCCUGCUGCGCUCUCUGGUCUCCAUGAACUUCAACGUGGUCUACAUCUAUACGGCAGAGGUGUACCCCACAGUGGCCCGGUCUCUGGGGAUGGGGUUUUGCACGUCGUUCAGUCGGAUCGGAGGAAUGAUCGCGCCGUUCAUCGCUCAGGUGCUGAUGUCUCAGUCGGUGAUUGCCGCUCUGAUCCCGUUCGCGGUCGCCACGGUGUUCUGCGCCGCCGGAAACUUCUUCUUACCGAUUGAAACCAAAGGACGGAGUCUUCUGCAAAACACUUCAUAAUGAAGCUCGUGGAAAAAGCUCCUGAUUUCGCACCUUAGCAGCUCUCGGUGGAGCUGGUGGCAGAGCUCCCGGCGGAGCUCCCUGAACAAACUGAGGCCUUCUGCUGGUCUUUUGAAGCCUAUUACUGAACUCGGGCGUAGUGGCGAGUUAUCUCGCAGCUGCACGACUUAACCGAUUAUUUUAUGAAUGAACUGUGGUCUGAUGCUGCUCCUGGAACAGACUCUCUCAUCUCGUCUCUCAUUUUCACCCCCGAUGCUCCACAGCGCAUCGUUUCUUUUAUAUUUUAAAGUGAGGCCGAACUCGGACAUGUGUGCCUGUUUACGUCGUCGAAACUGCGGAACAAAGACAAGUGAAGAGUGACCAUUAAAGAGGAGGCUGGAA
Messenger RNA from Salarias fasciatus (jewelled blenny), 1978 nucleotides. RefSeq names its product SVOP-like (gene svopl). Gene Ontology annotation, molecular function: transmembrane transporter activity. The transcript has 16 exons. Bases 98 to 1597 code for a protein of 499 amino acids. The record is from RefSeq and is a predicted model, not a curated record. NCBI's taxonomy places the organism in Eukaryota, Metazoa, Chordata, Actinopteri, Blenniiformes, Blenniidae. Gene Ontology annotation, cellular component: membrane. Gene Ontology annotation, biological process: transmembrane transport.